This is a messenger RNA of Talaromyces proteolyticus, 3536 nucleotides long. RefSeq lists its product as uncharacterized. Lineage: Eukaryota; Fungi; Ascomycota; Eurotiomycetes; Eurotiales; Trichocomaceae. The record is from RefSeq and is a predicted model, not a curated record. Bases 227 to 3430 code for a protein of 1067 amino acids. The transcript has 2 exons.
CUCGCCCAAUGCGGCUAGCGCAUGCGCCUGUGACGCCCAGAACCGCCAAAUGCUUCAUCACGUGAUUUGCGGUGUCGCGGCUGCUGAUUGGACCGCUCCCAUCGUGAUUUCCGUCCGGGUUUAUUCAUGAUUGUUGUUGCUGCUCAUACUCAACCAGCUGGCUGCACGGUCUGCGAGCUUUAGCGUCGAUAGCCCAGCAUAUCCAGGGCUUCAGGACUUCUCAUGGAUGUCAUCGGUCCUCGGUAAUGCCUCAUUCCGCCCCCGGGCACAGGCAUUGAAGAGCUCGCAAAUAUUCUACGCCGCAGCUUGGCGUCAGGAUGCCCAUUGUGCUCUUCCAAUAUCCCGUCCCCAGAACUCCGUGCGGUACAUACGACAUGACUCGGCAUUGCAAGAUGACCAGUCGAGUGGCCCUAGACCAAACUAUCGGUUGGGUGACCACCUUCAUGAGUCGAGAGGGUGGUUCCGGCGACUACGCCGUCGAGCGAAACAGAAUCCUGUUUCUAGCGAUGGGGUCAAAUCAACGCAAACUGCGCCGAGUGUCGCGCCUGAGCCAGUUGUCUCGAAUGCCGUGAAUAAGCAGAACGAAAACGAAGCAUCACAUCCCAAGCACACUUCUCGAUCUCAUAAAAACACACAAGGCCGUAAAUAUCUUUCUAUGGAGAUUUUUCAGCGAAAUAUGCUUCAUCUCACACUCUAUCGGUCUUUUCCUCAACUAAACUACGAAUAUCCCGCUUUUCCCACUCGGCCAAAUGCGGACCAGAUCUCUCUCUUAGAGACGAAUACAACAAUGCGAGUAGUGUCUCUUCCAGGGAUUCUGCAACAAUACUUGGCAAUAUUGGGCUCGCGAUCUUCUUUCAGAACAAUCCUAGACCCUAAUUCUUCCGAGGUUGGCGGUGCCAUUGGUAAUGUUUUUGAUGCUACAGCCUUGUCGUGUUUGUCCAAGAAAGGCUAUUCACCUAAUGAUGUGAUGGUAUGGGCAUGGAUUCUUACUGCAGAAAAAUCGUACCGGGCCGCGUUAAGGCUCUUUAUUUGGGAGUCUCAACAUCCUUCGCGGCCGCGAGCGCCACUAUUUGUCGUGAAACUUCUCAUGUACCGUGCCUCUCUCGACAUCAGGGCUUUCCGCCUUCUUCUAUCCUAUUCCUUGUCACGCAUCAAUCAACAAGCUAUAGGGACAAUAACGCCCAUGAUUCCGUUGGACCCACGCCAUAUUGAAAAUACAUCCUCGUCUGAGCUGCAGGGUAUCCCAAUGGACGCCAAAGUGACUAGUUCCCUGGUGAAACUCCUACUACGCAAAGCGCGUCAAUUAUGGCCUGCAGCACAACUUCAUAUCGCGCAGUCCUUUGCUUAUUAUUUAGUUCACCAGCUUCCUUUACGCCAUACGUAUACUGCAGAACAUGAUAUCAAUACUCUCCGUACUCAAUGUUUUAAUGAGUGCCUAUCGGAAUUAGCCAUACCUUCUCGUCAUAGUCCUUUCAUUUCCACAUCCAUCCAACAAAAGGCUCAGUUCGAACUGCUAAAGGCUAUGGCUACACACGAACCCGUACUCCCCGUCAGUCGCCAAGGUUAUCAAUCCGUUGUCGCAGUACAACUCUCCCACAAGAAGACCCCUGCAGAGAGGAUAUAUUCCGCUCAGAAAGCACCUUCGUGGCCCCCAUGGAAGGAACUCAAAAUGGGGAUUGAUACCUACCGAGGCAAUGAAGGAAUGAAAAGUCGCACAAUGCAAGCCUUGUCUCAAAUGAAAGCCGCCGGCUAUUCCCAUUCAAACUGGGAAGCAAUUGCUAGCAUUCUCGCGGGUUGGGAUACAGACGGCAGCCCUACAAUUCAAACUCGAAGCUUGGCAAUAUUUCCAAAGUCUCUAAAAUACCAAUCCAAUCAUCAAGAAAAGGAUUCAAUCCUUUGGUCUACACGGAUACGGGCUACUCGGACAUUACGAGAAGCUUGGGCUUGUUUCUUGUCCUAUCAAAACAUUUAUCCUGUUCCUAGUGAACGAGUGUAUCAUGCCAUAGCGAAAAAAAUAAUUUACAGUGAUAUCACACGGGACCAUAAGCAAAGUACUGCAGAUGCAGCACUGCCUGGUGACGGACUGGAAGUCUUUCCUGAGCCUAGCUCAGCUCGUGAUGUCAUAUAUGUCCCAACACAACCGCCUCCUCUAGAAGAUCUACUCAAGGAGAUGACCUCUCGAGGAAUUCGCCCGAAGGCAGAGUUUAUCUCCUUGCUAUUACGAAAUUGCCUUGACUUUUCCACCGGAAUGAGAUACAUAAACACCUAUAUGAAUCCAAAACAAAAAGAGGCCCUGUUGACUAUCCGUUCCGAAAACUACAAGACGAUCAAGACUCUCAAAGCCAUGGACACUCGUCUGUUUGAUUCUUUCAUUGUGUUUCUUUGCUCACACAUGAACUUCGAUGACCCAAAUCACCGCCCACACAAAACAGAUGCAUUCCCAAUCUUAAUGCAGGCGCACCCUUCUACGUCGACAAGAAGUGUCUUGGUUGCUCACAAAGAUUGGUUUACCGGAGGGAGUAAGGCUCGUAAUUCGCGGGCAUUGUCGCAUGCCGUACAGCUCCUGAAGACUACUAAGCCGCGACGAGUAUCAGCUUGGCUGCCAUUACUCAAAACUUUGGCUUCCGCAAGGGGGCUAACGAGCGAGCAUUAUCUCCACCGAGAUAGGCAAUGGAUCCUGGCGUGGUAUGAAAUCCUCGAGGUGUUAAAAUUGAUGACAGAGCUAGAGUUGGAACCUGGAAUGGAGGGCCUUACGAUUCUCUGUCAAGUAUUCUCUCACGCAGUGUCGGCUGGUGUCAGAGAUAUAACCACGGUCGAAGAAGGGUUAUUUCUGGCCGAAAAGGCAAACCAAGACAAUCAGUUAGGUUAUGCUGUUGCUGUUAGCUUUGAAGAUUUCGUCUACGAAGGCCUUCGAUAUUUGAAGUCCUAUUUCGAUCGGCUUGUAUACGCAAAGCCUAUUCUCAUGUCGGAAGCAGCAGAAAGCCCUGCCAUCGAUAAGGGGGCAUUCUCAAUUGGAGAAGAACUUCCUGAAAUGCUUCAAGUACCCAGCCCUGCUACCCUCCAUGCCUUGGUGAGAGCGUUAGGCGUGGCUGAAGACAACGAUGGCGUAUUGAACCUGCUCCAGUGGAUGAGUCGAGCCUCAUUGGAUCUCAAAGAGCGAUCCAACCAGCUCGGCAAUGGUGAGAGAAUGAUGCGUCGCACUCUGACCGCUGUUCGGGUGUUCCUUGAGGGUUCACGCGGAGAGAACAUGGUGCAUCGUGAUGUUGAUCCCCAAAAUACGGGGGAAAAUUCAGAACUCCAGCAUACCUUCUCUGAUGGCCACGUUCAAGAGGCGUACAACAUCAUCGAGGCCACCAAGAGCUGGGGCUCAUGGCCUUCAGACGCGGAGGUUCGAGAAUAUUGUUUAUGGCAAGCCAGGCUUGGUGCUUGAUAGGAUAAUUUCUAGUUCCUGUACAUAUAUAUGAUUUGUAUAAUAUCUGCUAAUCGCGUAGCUAAGAUACCACCUGCAUGAAAUCAGUUAGACUGUUAAGUUUCCA